Molecule: messenger RNA, 2509 nt
Organism: Castor canadensis (American beaver)
Lineage: Eukaryota; Metazoa; Chordata; Mammalia; Rodentia; Castoridae
Source: RefSeq, a predicted model, not a curated record
GAGCCCGACGUGGUCAGUGCGGCGCUGCGGUCCCCAUGGCGCUGUGGCGCGGCUCUGCGUGCGCGGGCUUCUUGGCGCUGGCAGUGGGCUGCCUCUUCCUACUGGAGCCGGAGCUGCCGGGCUCGGCGCUGCGCUCGCUCUGGAGCUCGCUGCGGCUGGGGCCGGCGCCCGUGCCCCCCGGACCUGUGUCUCCCGAAGGCCGGUUGGCGGCCGCUUGGGACGCGCUUAUCGUGCAGCCCGCCCGGCGCUGGCGCCGCGUGGCCGUAGGAGUCAAUGCGUGUGUCGAUGUGGUGCUCUCGGGCGUGAAGCUCUUACAGGCACUUGGCCUGAGUCCUGGGAAUGGGAGAGAUCACGCCAUUCUGCAUUCAAAGAAUGAUCUGGAAGAAGCCUUCGUUCACUUCAUGGGGAAGGGAGCAGCUGCUGAGCGCUUCUUCAGUGAUAAGGAGAGCUUUCAUGACAUUGUCCAUGCUGCAUCAGAGUUUCCAGACGCCCAGCACUAUGUGGGAGGAAAUGCAGCUUUAAUUGGACAGAAAUUUGCAGCCAACUCAGAUUUAAAGGUUCUUCUUUGUGGUCCCGUUGGCCCUAAGCUACAUGAACUUCUCGAUGACAAUGUAUUUGUUCCACCAGAGUCGCUGCAGGAAGUGGAUGAGUUCCACCUCAUUUUGGAGUAUCAAGCAGGUAAGGCUAAUGGCCCGUAUAAAGCUCCCCAUGCCAACCGGUUCAUCUUCUCACACGACCUCUCCAACGGGGCCAUGAGUAUGCUGGAGGUGUUUGUGUCUAGCCUGGAGGAGUUCCAGCCUGACCUGGUGGUCCUCUCUGGAUUGCACAUGAUGGAGGGACAAAGCAAGGAGCUCCAGAGGAAGAGACUCUUGGAGCUCGUAACCUCCAUUUCUGACAUCCCGGCUGGUGUUCCAGUCCACCUAGAGCUGGCUAGUAUGACCGACAGGGAGCUCAUGAGCAGCAUUGUGCAUCAGCAGGUCUUUCCUGCAGUGACUUCCCUUGGGCUGAACGAACAGGAGCUACUGUUUCUUAGCCAGUCUGCCUCUGGACCUCAUUCUUCUCUCUCCUCCUGGGACGGUGUUCCUGAUGUGGGCAUGGUUAGUGACAUUCUCUUCUGGAUCCUGAAAGAACAUGGGAUGAGUAAAAGCAGAGCAUCAGACCUCACCAGGAUCCAUUUCCACACGCUGGUCUACCACAUCCUGGCCACUGUGGAUGGUCACUGGGCCAAUCAGCUCGCUGCUGUGGCUGCAGGAGCGCGUGUGGCUGGGACACAGGCUUGUGCCACUGAAAGCAUAGAUGCCAGCCGAGUGUCUCUGAAGGCACCCCAUGAGUUCAUGACUUCGUAUUCAGAGGCAGGCUCCAGGGUCGUAUUGAACCCAAGCACGCCAGUAGUGGAGUGGCGCAGAGAGGGGAUAUCUUUCCAUUUCACAGCAGUGUUGGUGUGUAAAGAGCCCAUUCGAACUGUGGGCCUGGGAGAUGCCAUUUCAGCCGAAGGACUCUUCUAUUCAGAAGUCAUGGGAAGUCUUUCUGAGAGAGGAGAACUAGCCAACUAAAGAAUUACUGGAAGAAAGUGGUUUGGAUAAUAGGCUUGUGGGUGUCAGAACAGUUUGUAGAUCUAAUUUGAAGACAGCCAAAGAAACAACAGCAGAUUAAACUGUACAGAUACAUUCCAGCCUGUUGGCGACUUCAUAAAAACAUUUCAAGUUUUAAUCGAAAUUUAGCUCUCGCUAAUGAAACUGGAUUUUUGUCUUUUUAUGUUGUGUGUUAUAGGGGUGAAAACCUCACUUCCCAAAUCCCCAGUCUGUACAGCACCAUCAAGUAUUAUAGCCAGACUUCUUCACUCCUGAGAGUGUGUCUCCAGAGAAAGCACUUCCUUUCUUGCCUUGCCUAGGGUACAGUCUUCAUCUGCAGUCCUGGGCUCUCGUAAAGCCUGAUGGGAGAUUCCUGUGUCUUGGCUCACUGCUGGGGCACAGAAUCGUGGUGUCCUUUCAGUGUUAACAAUGACUGUGUCUAAUGAGCAUACCUUCUCAUCUCCUGCUCUGACUUCGGUCAGAGCCACGGAUGAGGACAGAGCAGUACUCCUGUGCGUUAUAAUCGCAACAAGGCUGGAGAACCGUGGGGGCCCCGGGAGCACUUACUUUGAAGCCCGGGUGGCACCAUGAGCUGAAGGACCUUGCCUGUACCUUCCUGCCUCGGCUCCUCAGAUUGUGGGCCAGCUGGUCGAAGGCUACUGUGGCCUGUGCUCAGCCUCACUGCCCGGCUCUGGGUGUGCUUGCUGCAACAGAAGACAGAGCCUGUCCUUCCUGAGCCUUGAAGGAAUCUGCUUCACAAGUGGAACGCGCUCCUGUGUGUCUAACAGAUCACGUGUGUCUUAGGCUUUCAUUGACACAUCUUAAAGACUUUGACCUCAUGAGAGCCCCAGGAUCAUGAAAAAAUUUGUCAUGUAUUUAUUUUUUUUAAUAAAUCAAGACUUCUGUGUGCUUUUAAGAAUAUUAAAAACAAUUUAACU